AUGACCAAUGCAAAAACAAGACCUCUUCAUGACUUCAGAUUUCCUCCAAAAGGUAAACAGCCACAAGUUGUGGUGAAACCACCAGCCCAUGCAGUUACAUCAGAAGAUGCUGUUAAAAAGUGUCAAUUUAAACUCAAGUCCAGCCUAAAGGAGAAGUUCCAGUGCAUGUCUGAAGGGGUUGCUGAAGAAGGAAACCCAAUCCUUCUGAAUCAGAUCUACACAGAGCUCUACAUCACAGAGGGAGGGACUGCAGACGUCUGUAAAGAACAUGAUCUCAAACAGGCUGAAACAACAAUCAGACAAGAAGACAUCUUUAAAGGCACACCUGGAAGAAAAGAACCAAUCAGAACAGUGCUGACAAUGGGAGUUGCUGGCAUUGGGAAAACAGUCUUAACACAAAAAUACACCCUCGACUGGGCUGAAGACAAAGCCAACCAGGACAUCCAGUUCAUAUUUCCAUUCACUUUCAGAGAGCUGAAUGUGCUGAAAGAGGAAAAGUUCAGCUUGGUGGAACUUAUUCAUCACGUCUUUACUGAAACCAAAGAAGCAGGAAUCUGCAGCUUUGAAGACUUCCAGGUUAUGUUUAUCUUUGAUGGUCUGGAUGAGUGUCGACCUCCUCUAGACUUCAACAACACUGAGAGUGUGACUGAUAUUACAGAGUCAACGGCAGUUUGUGCACUUCUGGCAAAUUUAAUCAGGGGGAAACUUCUUCCAUCUUGUCGACUCUGGGUAACAGCGCGACCAGCAGCUGCCAAUCAGAUCCCUCCUGACUAUGUUGACAUGGUGACAGAGGUCAGAGGGUUCACUGACCCACAGAAGGAGGAGUACUUCAGGAAGAGAUCUGGAGAUGAAGCCAGCAGGAUCAUCUCCCACAUCAAGACAUCACGAAGCCUCCACAUCAUGUGCCACAUCCCAGUCUUCUGCUGGAUCACUGCUACAGUUCUGGAAGAUGUGCUGAAAACCAGAGAGGGAGGACAGCUGCCCAAGACCCUGACUGAGAUGUACAUCCACUUCCUGGUAGUUCAGAUCAAAGUGAAGAAGAGCAAGAAGAUGAUUGAGUCUCUGGGAAAACUGGCUUUUGAUCAGCUGCAGAAAGGAAACCUGAUCUUCUAUGAAUCAGACUUGACAGAGUGUGGCAUCAAUAUCAGAGCAGCCUCAAUGUACUCAGGACUGUUUACACAGAUCUUCAAAAAGGAGAGAGGACUAUACCAGGACAAGCUGUUCUGCUUCAUCCACCUGAGUGUUCAAGAGUUUCUGGCUGCUCUUAAUGUCCAUCUGACUUUCAUCAACACUGGACUCAAUCUGCCGGAAGGACGACAAAGAAAAAAACGACAAUCUCUCCACCGGAGUGCUUUGAACAAGGCCUUGCAGAGUCCAAAUGGACACCUGGACUUGUUCCUCCGCUUCCUCCUGGGUUUCUCACUGGAGACCAAUCAGAUUCUCCUACGAGGUCUGCUGCCACAGACAGAAAGUAGCUCACAGACCAAUCAGGAAAUAGUCCAGUACAUAAAGAAGAAGCUCAGUGAGAAUCUGUCUGCAGAGCAAAGCAUCAAUCUACUCCAUUGUCUGAAUGAACUUAAAGAUCCUCUUCUAGUGGAGAAGAUCCAACAGUCCUUGAGAUCAGGAAGUAUCUCCACAGAUAAACUGUCUCCUGGUCAGUGGUCAGCUCUGGUCUUCAUCUUAUUGUCAUCAGAAGUAGAGCUGAAUGUGUUUGACCUGAAGAAAUACUCUGCUUCAGAGGAGGCUCUUCUGAGGCUGCUGCCAGUGGUCGAAGCCUCCAGUAAUGCUCUAUUGAGUGGCUCUAACCUCUUAGAGAGAAGUUGUAAGGCACUGUCCUCAGUUCUCAGCUCCCAGUCGUCUAGUCUAAGGAAGCUGGACCUGAGUAACAAUGACCUGGAGGAUUCGGGAGCAGAGCUUCUGUUUGCUGGUUUGGCAAGUCCACACUCUAAACUGGAAACUCUGAGUCUCUCAGGCUGUCUGAUCACAGGCAAAUUCUAUACGUCUUUGGCUUCUUUGGCUCUAACCUCUAACCUUGGCCAUCUGAGAGAUUUGGACCUGAGGUACAAUAACCUAGGGGACUCAGGUGGAAAGCUACGGGACCUACUGAGACCGAUAACUUUAAGAGUGGAGCCUACUGGAGUCCAAUGGUUGAGACCAGGUCUGAGGAAGUAUUCCUGUCAACUCACAAUCGACACAAACACAGUACACACAAACCUCAAACUGUCUGACAACAACAGGAAGGUGACACGUGUGAAAGAGGUUGAGUCAUAUCCUGAUCAUCCAGACAGAUUUGAUGGUUUUUAUCAACUGUUGUGUGGAAAUGAUCUGAUUGAUCGCUGUUACUGGGAGGUCGAGUGGAGAGGAAAGGUUGAGGUAUCAGUGAGCUACAAAGGAAUUGGGAGGAAAGGAGGCAGUAAUGACUGUGGGUUUGGAUACAAUGAAAAGUCCUGGAGUCUGAGCUUCUCUGACAAUGGUCCUGAUUCUGUCUGGCACAAUAACAGAAAAGAAUCCACAUUCUUCUCCUCCUCCUCUGUGUCUAACAGAGUGGCAGUGUAUGUGGACUGUCCUGCUGGCACCCUGUCCUUCUACAGAGUCUCGUCUGACACUCUGAUCCUCCUCUACACCUUCAACACCACAUUCACUGAAAGUCUUUAUCCUGGAUUUUGGGUCGGGUUUGGUUCCUCAGUGUGUCUGUGCUGA
This is a messenger RNA of Pelmatolapia mariae (spotted tilapia), 2700 nucleotides long. Its product is annotated as protein NLRC3-like. Gene Ontology annotation, biological process: intracellular signal transduction. Bases 1 to 2700 code for a protein of 899 amino acids. Gene Ontology annotation, molecular function: protein binding. Lineage: Eukaryota; Metazoa; Chordata; Actinopteri; Cichliformes; Cichlidae. The transcript is spliced from 7 exons. The record is from RefSeq and is a predicted model, not a curated record.